AGUAGGGCUAUCAGCGAGCCUACAGCUUAUAGGGUUUUAGUAGGACUAGCGGCGAGCCUACAGCUUAUAGGGUUUUAGUAGGGCUAGCGAGCCUACAGCUUAUAGUCAACUACUCGCCAGGCGUGGUGGGGGGUUGCGUUUCGUGCUUUGCGUCUGCAGCCUGUGCUGGCGUGGAGGGGGAGCAGCCGCUGUGCAGGGUGAUUAUGAUGAUCCGGGCGCUGGCGAAGAGGCGAGCGAUGCCGCUGGGGUCUUGUUAGCCUCGGGGCUAGAGUUGGGUCUGUAGGUGUUAGGGUGAGGAGGCCACAUAUCUUGAUGUCGGGGUGUAGCGCUUGCCGGUUAAGGCUAGGUUCGGGGUUGCAGAUCGGGUUAGAGCGUCUUGGUCGAGUUAGGGUUAGGUUCAGAGCUCGCAGUAGGAGAUAGGAUCCAGGGCGAGUACUGCACCCAGGAGUCAUCGUUUAUUUUCAUGCGCACCCUUUUGGACAUCCAUCACUGAAGCAGUGCAAUGUUGGCGUGACGGACUCGAGUGUGGACCUCAUUCUACAUCCGUCUAUUGUCACGAAUAAGCUGUCGCAUGCUCUAGCCACUCUCCUUCCAGUACGGUUACUUCUGAAGAUUUUUUUUUAUCGGGAUCCAGGUUCGAUCCCGGGCUUACCCGGGGGGUCAGGAGGUCAACGUCAGCAUCAGCAUGGAGCCCCUGCACCCGGCCCAGGUGACCGUCCGCGCGGCCGCGGGUCGCUCCGUGAGGCCCUAUCGCAGCGAGCUGGCCUACCUGCACGCCAUGAAGGAGGACCUCGCCCAGUGGCUCAACGUCAUCUUCUCCGACGUGGCCUUCGACGUCUCCGCCGACAACUUCACGGCCACCUUAUCGGCCGGGUGGCCCCUCUGUCGCCUCGCCAACGCCGUGAGCCGCUGGGCCGCCGACUGUUCCCGUGCGCGGGAUCCUGGGACAGGGCUCGAACCCAGGUCUCGGGGCCCAUGGGUUGCCGUUGAGGGGUGUCCCCACAGAGCUUGCCCUCCCCGUGGCCUCGACCUCUCCUCAUCCUUUAGUACCAUCUCGAGUUCCAACAACAACAACACCUUCCUAACCUCCGCCAACACCACCGGUUCGUCGCCCACUUCAUCGUCGUCGUCGUCCUCUUCACUAUUCUCAUCGUCGUCGUCCUCUUGCAACUGGAAGAAAGGUCUGAAUCAGAGGUCGUGGCGUAAAGACGAGGAGGUUGAUGUUGAGGAGGAGGAAGAGGAGGAGGUGGUGGACCAGGACGAUGUUGAGAGGUCCAACGGCGUCAUGGAGCAGAGGGCCACUUUUGCCGCUCGAGAUCGUGUGGCAACUUUCUUGGGCUGGUGCCGCUCGGAGCUUGGCGUUCCAGAACAUCUCACCUUCGAGACCAACGACCUCAUGGAAGUCGGGCGACAAGAUCGGCGAGGGGGCGGCGAACGUCAGGUGGUCUUGUGCCUCCUGGAGGUGGCGAGACGAGGUGCCCGAAUGGGAGGCCCUGCUCCCGAGCUGGUCAUGUUGGAGAGGGACAUCGAGGUGGCCGAGGCUCUGGCCGCUGGCCACGAGGUCCCAGUGGUCGGAGUCGGGGUCGGGGCGACAACGAGACCAAGGAGCUACGAUUUCAAGAAUCUCGACCUCAUGGUGCGCAAGGCGGUGAGCGUGUGCACCUGCCCGGCUCAGUUCCCCGUGCGGCGCGUGGCCGACGGGAAGUACCGCGUGGGGGACUCGAGCACGCUCAUCCACGUGAGGAUCCUGCGCAGCCACGUGAUGGUGCGUGUGGGCGGAGGUUGGGACUCCCUGCAGCACUACCUGGACAAGCACGACCCUUGCCGCUGCAUGUCCUCGGCUCACCGCCGGGUCUGGCAGCAGCAGCAGCAGCUGCAGCAGCAACAGGAGACGGACUUCCAACGCAGCCCGCCCUCGAAUCCGUCGCACUCCUCCCCAAAGCGUAAGGCGGAACCCAAUCAGGAUCCACCCUCGCGGAGGUCAACCACCCGGACGACCCCAUCGCUGUCCCGGAGCUCCACCCCGCUCAGGUCGCAGGCCGAGAGGCUCAGCGUGUCGCACAACGGCCCCUCGAGCCCGAGAUCCCGUGACCACAGCGCACCCCCAACCAGGGACCACGCGGAUGGGCGGGGACCCCUGCCGGCCAGCAACGCCAGCAAGGGGGGCACGCCUAAGACCUCUUCGCCCAAAACCACAAACCGCAUCGCUGCCGCCCCCACCGCCACCGCCACCCCCACCGCCGGGACCAGGCCUCACCGGGAUAAGACGCCGCGCGGCUCGCCGCCGUCGGGCAUCGCCGGCGUGCCAUCUGCGGGCCGCCGCCAGAAGGAAGUGGUGAUGAUGGUGAACCGCGAGAAGGACGGUCACCACCUGCUGACACGGCUCGAGCCGCGGCUGGCGCCGCGCCGCGGCCGCUCGCAUCCGGGCAACCUCCCCGGCGCCCGGCACGAACGCGGCGACGGUGCCGAGGACGAGUCGGCGACGCCGCCGCUGCUGCUGAGCCCCGGGUGGAGGAGGGCGGCGCAGGACGAUGGCGGCGGCGACGCCACGGACGGGCUGGGCGACAGCGGCCGCUGGUCACAGGCGUCGGCGACGUCCCCAACGACGAGGGCGGCGGCGGCGCGGGCGGGGCCCACGCCGCCGCGGCCGAACCCCGACUCGGCGUACGCAUCGAAAAACUCGUCGGCGUCAUCGCUGAUCGCGGCCCGAGGCGUCGGCGGCAACCAUGGCGCCGUCGAGCGGUCUAACCAGCCGGUGCGGCCGCGCUCGCCGCCACUGGGGUCCGCUUCAUCGGCGGCGAGGCCGCGAGCCGGCGCCGGUGGGACGCCGGCAUUGCGGCCGCCCCCGAUGCGCCGGCAGAGUGGCGGCCCGUCCCCCAGCCGGGUGGAGCAGACGCUGCGGCUGGUGCGCACCAAGAGCGUCCGCAGGAGCAAGCGCGAUUGGCAGCCGACGGCGGCGGCGGCGGUGGCGGCGCCGGGCGACGGCGCUGCGAGGGCUGGUCCGCCCGAUGGAAAGAACCCACAGCAGCGGCCGGUGCUGAACGGACGUCCAAUAAAAUCGCCACAGAAGCCGGGCAAGGCGCGGUCGGACACUGCACAUGCGGCACAUAGUGCGACCGCCAACGGAGUCCGGAAUGUGGAGGAGACGCCGACGGUGACGGUGACGGUGGCGCCGUCACCGGAGCAGCAGCCGCGGCGCGCGGGGCAGCAGCAGCAGCUGCGGCGGCCCGACCGUGUGCCGUCCUUCUACAAGCUGAAGCUGCGGCCCAAGAUACGUCCUCGGACAGACCGCGUGCCCGAUGCGUGCCCGUCCCGGAUCCCCGCCCCCAACGGCGUCCUUCCCAGGAGUCGCCGGACCCCGCCGAGAUCCCCGGCACAGACGGCGUCGCCAGCGAAGGGCGCGGCACGAGAAAGAGCCCUGGGUCAGGAGGCCACGAGGGAUGAGGUUGCCGACGAGUCGUGGGUUUAGCGAUUUCGCGGUGGCUACUUGCAAGGUGUCCUCUCUGAAUCAACGAGCGCGGGGAGGCUGCGGUGUCUUCUGCUGGGGGGUGGGUCCUGAGCCAGUGGUAGAAAUUCUACAUUGCUGUGGCAGCGAUGAGUCCCUCCGGUGAGGAUAGGUUGCCACCUCCUGAAGUUCAUGAAGCCAGAGCAUAUCUUGGGUAUACGAAGAAGAAGAAUAAUGUAUCACAAUACCGGAAGCAGGGAGAACUGCGUGUUGAGUGGUUUAUUCUGAUUUUAUUGAAAAAAUAACAAUAACCAGGGCUUUUUGUGGGCCGGGAAAGAAUGACAGAUGUGACAGGUGUCCCAAGUGAGCUGCGUCAAACAGAGGACAAUCCAGGACAGGUAGCAACCCUAGGUGAGGAUGGUGAAGAUUAUGAUUGCGAUGUUAGUGGUGGUGGUGAUGGGAAAUGACCAAUGGGUUGUUUUCAUCGCCAUCAGCGAUGGGUUUUCCUGAGUUCCACGUCAGGAACCAGUCUAUCCAGAUGCAAUCGAUGAUGAUGGCGACAGUGAUGAUGUUGACGUCGGUGAAUAGGGUGAUGAUGAUCAGAGUUUAUUAAGGUUGUGAUGAUGGAUACCAAAACACCCGCUGUUGCCUUACCACAAUGUGGUACUUGUUUUAUUUAGCCUAGAUUGGUGGUGGUGGUGAUGCUAGAAAGCUGUGUCAACCCCAUACCAGGAUGUAAACUGGUAACCUCCCGUGUGAGAACAGCUCUGCUACUACAACUGAUUCCUGCCAAGUACAACAACAAGAAUAAUAAUGCUGACAAUAUUGAUAUUCCUUUAUAUUACCAGGCAAGCCUCACUGAAUCUCAACACUUUUUCUUGAGAGUCCUGAAUGGAGAAGAUGUGGAAAAUGUCCUUGUUCGGUGACAAAAACGUGGGCGACAACACUGAAACACCCAUCGACACAUUAUAACAAUGAUUAUUAUAAUUUUCAGCCCUUUAUCAAUCCACCACUGGAUGAAGGCCUCCUCACGCCGGCUCAAUCAUGACGAUUGUUUUUACCAUACUUCACCAGGCUCGUCGGUGCGAGUUGGUGAAUGUGUGUGUGGGCCCUGCACCGGUACAGAGAGAUUGCUUGCAACUGAUGUUAGCCGUG
Molecule: messenger RNA, 4600 nt
Organism: Lethenteron reissneri (Far Eastern brook lamprey)
Lineage: Eukaryota; Metazoa; Chordata; Hyperoartia; Petromyzontiformes; Petromyzontidae
Product: GAS2-like protein 1
Biological process (GO): actin crosslink formation
Cellular component (GO): actin filament
Molecular function (GO): cytoskeletal adaptor activity; actin filament binding; microtubule binding
Source: RefSeq, a predicted model, not a curated record